AUGAGCCACGAACCGCGAGCAAAACGACGCAAGGUCGCCGCCGAUGAUCCGCAGGCCGUCUUCCGCUGCGAGUACCCCGGCUGCGGGUCGGCAUACCGCCGCAAGGAGCACCUGAAUCGGCAUGCCCAACAGCACACCAAGGAGCCCAGAUACUCAUGCAACUACUGCGCGCGGAAGUUUUUCCGCAGGGAUAUUCUGCGUCGACAUCUCGAGCUCCACGACGAGGACAUUGAGCUGACGAGAUCGCGGACCGCCAAAGCCUGCGACGUCUGCCGCUCCCGCAAGACCCGCUGCGACGGCAACACGCCGUGCCGCACGUGCUCCGAGAAGAGCCUGGCCUGUACCUACGGCCAGGGACGGGCCAACACUGCACCUGCCCUGGUUGUUGAAGAAAGCACCCGCAGCGACAGCGCCACGCCCACGCCCACGCAUCCGUACUUUGUCGAGAACUUCGACGACGGCCAGCUCACGCCACGAGCGCUGCUCCCGCAACCGCAAUUCGACGAUCCUACCGUGGCCGACCUGUCGUACGCCACCCAACACUUCGCUCUCGACGCCUCGAUGCUCGUCCCCAACGACUUCUCGCUCGACAGCCACACCUGGGCUAAUUUCCCCAAUCUUGCCACCAUCAGACGCCACGUCAGUGCGUACUGGCAGGUCUUCCACCCGAAGUGGCUCUUCCUCCACAAAGCGUCGUUCCGGCCCGAGCAGGAACCGCCCUUCUUGCUGCUGUCAAUGGUCACGGCUAGCCUCUGGGUGGGCGGCGGUAUUGCUGACGGCUGCGACGACCAGGCGGCCCGCGUUGUCGCAGUUGACCUGCACAGGCGGUUGAUGGUCAUGUUGUACCAGCAGCGCGACAAAUGGGACGUCAAUCCGCCGGCAGCCUGGCCGCUCGGCACCCUCCAAGGCAUCCUCAUCCACCUCAUCCUCGCCGCCUCCUAUGGCCUCCCUCUGUCCUCGCCCACCGGUUGUACCGCUGAUCCCGCUCGAAACACCCAGAAGCUCCUCGCUGACCUCGUCUGCUGCUGCCGCCGCCUGAGCGCCUUCGACUACCCCACAAUCAUGAGGCAGUUCGGCAAGCAGGACUUGGCGCUCGUGACCUGGGUCAGGGUGGAGGAGGUGAAGAGAUUGGUCGUCGUGCUGUGGAAAAUCUGCGACUGGGUGGGUGAUGGCGGAGAAGGAGCACUGUUGUCGUGGAGUGAGUUGAGGUUUCAGGCGCCGGAACCAGAUGAGCUGUGGACCGCCGAGGGCAUCAAGGAGUUUUUGGCCAGGCGUGAGAGGUGUGGGUUGAGCGGAAAGAAAUGCGACGACGAGGAGAAUUGGAUCUGCAACGUCCUGGGAGCCGGCAAUGCGGCGACACCGCGAGCCUGA
This is a messenger RNA of Lasiodiplodia theobromae, 1371 nucleotides long. Its product is annotated as Thioesterase superfamily. The transcript has 3 exons. Gene Ontology annotation, cellular component: chromatin. Gene Ontology annotation, molecular function: RNA polymerase II cis-regulatory region sequence-specific DNA binding; DNA-binding transcription factor activity, RNA polymerase II-specific; zinc ion binding. The coding region runs from base 1 to 1371 and encodes 456 amino acids. The record is from RefSeq and is a predicted model, not a curated record. Gene Ontology annotation, biological process: DNA-templated transcription; regulation of transcription by RNA polymerase II. NCBI's taxonomy places the organism in Eukaryota, Fungi, Ascomycota, Dothideomycetes, Botryosphaeriales, Botryosphaeriaceae.